Messenger RNA from Abrus precatorius (Indian licorice), 3423 nucleotides. RefSeq lists its product as uncharacterized. The transcript is spliced from 6 exons. Gene Ontology annotation, biological process: DNA integration. The annotation marks the transcript as partial. The record is from RefSeq and is a predicted model, not a curated record. Gene Ontology annotation, molecular function: zinc ion binding; nucleic acid binding. Lineage: Eukaryota; Viridiplantae; Streptophyta; Magnoliopsida; Fabales; Fabaceae.
AUGUCUCAAGAAGGAGGAUCAAGUAGAGAGAGCACUCCUGCCUCGCAAAUUGAAAGACUUGCUCAAAGAUUUGAAAACAUGUUUGAAAGGCAAAAUGAAGCAAUAAGGAAUGUUCAAGAGGCGUUGGCAAAUAAUGCAAGAAGGCGGUCACGUGAUCGUUCUCCACAUGCCCAUGGAGACUCUAAUAAUUCUUCAAGAGAAAGAAGAAGAAAUAGGAGAGAUGAUGAAGAAAGGAGGAAUGAUGUUGAAGCAUACUUAGAGUGGGAAUUGAAGAUAGAGCAAGUAUUCUCAUGCCAUGAUUAUAGUGAAGAAAGGAAAGUAAAGGUGGCCUCCCUAGAGUUUUACGACUACGCGUUGGUGUGGUGGGAUCAAAUUCAAAGGGAUCGAAGGAGAUAUGAUGAGGAGCCUGUAGAUACAUGGAUUGAAAUGAAGAACCUAAUGCGUAGGAGAUUUGUUCCUACAUACUACAAUAGAGAGCUUCAUACAAAGCUUCAAGGUUUGAGGCAAGGUGGCAAAAGUGUUGAUGACUAUUAUAAAGAAAUGGAAGUUGCCAUGAUACGAGCUAAUGUAUUUGAAGAAAGAGAAGCAAUAAUGGCCCGUUUCUUAAAUGGGUUGAACCAUGACAUCCGUGACAUAGUGGAACUUCAUCCCUAUGUGGAACUUGAAGAUUUGGUUCAUCAAGCUAUUAAAGUAGAAGCACAACUAAAGAGAAAGGGUACUUUAAGGAAGAGUAUCUCCUCCUAUAACUCAAAAGGAUGGAAGGAAGGAGUGAAGAAGGAGGGAACAUUAACUAAGGACAUGACUGUCCAAAGUGGUAAACAUUCACCUAAAACUUCUUUUAAUCCUACUAAUGCUUCUGUUUCUUCUACUUCUCGACAUAGGGAAAUUAAAUGCUUCAAGUGCCUUGGAAAGGGUCAUAUUGCAUCCCAAUGUCCGAACAAGAAAACCAUGAUUUUGAGAGAGAAUAGUGAGAUCUCAAGUGAUAGUUCAUCUCAAUCAUCACACGCUUUAAGUGAAGAGGAUAGUGAGUUUGAAGCUUUAUGCCACGAGGGAGAUUUGCUUAUGGUAAGGCGUCUCUUGGGUAGUUUAGCUAAGGAGGAUGAUACCACACAAAGAGAAAAUAUUUUUCAUUCAAGAUGUUUGGUACUUGGAAAGGUUUGUUCUCUUAUUGUUGAUGGUGGUAGUUGUACCAAUGUGGCUAGUAUUCGACUUAUUGAGAAAUUGAAUCUUACUACUACUCCUCACCCCAAGCCUUAUAAGCUACAAUGGUUGAGUGAUGAAGGGAAGUUGGUUGUUAAUAGGAAAGUUUUAAUUGCUUUUUCUAUUGGCAAGUAUAAAGAUGAAGUCUUGUGUGAUGUAGUGCCUAUGGAAGCAAGUCAUAUACUCUUAGAGAGACCUUGGCAGUUUGACAAGAAAGAAUUUGAAGAUGUCUUCCCUAAAGAAGUGCCUCACGGCUUACCUCCAAUUAGAGGGAUAGAACAUCAAAUUGACUUGACUCUAGGGGCAACCUUGCCUAAUCGACCUGCAUACAGGAGCAAUCCUCAAGAAACUCAAGAGAUUCAAAAACAAGUAGAAGGAUUGUUAGAGAAAGGAUGGGUAAAAGAAAGCCUAAGCCCUUGUGCUGUACCAGUCAUCUUGGUACCCAAGAAAGAUGGAAGCUGGAGGAUGUAUCAUGUAAUUUUUCUUGGCUUUGUUGUUAAUUCUAAAGGUGUGCAUAUGGAUGAGGAAAAGGUUAAAGCCAUUAAAGAUUGGCCAACCCCUAGGACUGUGAGUGAAGUGAGGAGCUUUCAUGGGUUAGCAAGCUUUUAUAGGCGCUUUGUGAGAGAUUUUAGUACCAUUGCCGCACCCUUAAAUGAAGUUGUUAAGAAAAAUGUGGGUUUUAAAUGGGAAAGGGAGCAACAAGAAGCCUUUAAUACUUUGAAGAAUAAGCUUAUGCAUGCACCAAUACUUGCACUCCCUAAUUUUGCUAAAUCUUUUGAAUUGGAGUGUGAUGCAUCUAAUGUUGGGAUAGGGGCUGUUUUGACGCAAGAGGGACAUCCCAUUGCUUACUUUAGUGAAAAGCUUAAUGGAGCAUGCUUGAAGUAUCCUACUUAUGAUAAAGAACUCUAUGCUUUGAUUAGGGCACUCCAAACAUGGCAACAUUAUCUUUUAUCUAAAGAAUUUGUGAUCCAUAGUGACCAUGAAUCAUUGAAAUAUCUUAAGGGUCAAGGAAAAUUAAAUAAAAGGCAUGCUAAGUGGGUAGAGUUCCUAGAACAACUCCCUUAUGUUAUUAAGCAUAAGCAAGGUAAAAUGAAUGUAGUGGCUGAUGCAUUAUCUAGGCGUUAUCAUGAUGGGUAUUUGUUUAAGGGGAAUAAAUUGUGUGUGCCUAAAUGCUCAAUUCGUGACUUGCUUGUGAGAGAAGCCCAUGAAGGUGGUUUGAUGGGACACUUUGGUGUACCUAAAACUUUAAUGAUAUUGCAAGAACACUUUUUUUGGCCUAAAAUGAAACAUUAUGUUUAUAAAUUUUGUGAAAGGUGUGUUGUGUGCAAGAGGGCUAAAUCCAAGGUAAAUCAUCAUGGCCUUUAUACUCCAUUACCUGUUCCAGAUUACCCUUGGAUUGAUGUUUCUGUGGACUUCAUUGUAGGUUUGCCAAGGACAAAGACUGGCAAGGACUCCAUAUUUGUGGUUGUGGACCGAUUUUCAAAGAUGGCUCAUUUUAUUCCAUGUAGGAAAGUAGAUGAUGCUACACAUAUUGCGGACCUAUACUUCAAAGAGGUUGUAAGGUUGCAUGGUUUGCCAAGGAGCAUUGUUUCAGAUAGAGAUUCGAAGUUUUUAAGUCACUUCUGGAGGACCUUGUGGCAAAAACUUGGAACCAAACUUCUAUUCUCUACCACAUGUCACCCACAAACAAAUGGAAAAACAGAGGUGGUAAAUCGUACCUUAACUACUCUUCUCAGAACUAUGGUAAAAAAAAAUCUCAAAUCAUGGGAUGAAUGCUUGUCUCAUAUUGAAUUUGCAUAUAAUAGGACAUUUCAUUCAACUACCCUGCAUUCACCCUUUGAGGUUGUUUAUGGAUUUAAUCCUCUCACCCCGCUUGAUUUGUUGCCACUUCCUAAUGUUGCGGUACACAUGCGUAAAGAGAGGUUUCCUAUACAAAGAAAGUCAAAGCUUCAGCCAAGAGGAGAUGGAUCAUUCCAAGUCUUAGAGAGGAUUGGAGAUAAUGCAUACAAAGUGGACUUACCAGGUGAAUAUGGUGUUAGUGCUACUUUUAAUGUAUCUGAUUUAUCUCUAUUUGAUGUAGAUAAUAAAAAGUCAAAUUUGAGGGAAAAUUCUCUUGAAGAAGGAGGGAUUGAUGAGAAUCAAGGAAGGCCCAUUGAAGACAAAGACUUGAAGGCAUUGGAAGAGCUUCAAGGACCAAUGACAAGGGCAAGGGCAAAAAGAAUA